ACGGUUGGACAACAAAUUACCAGCAGCUAGUUAGCUAUGUAGCUUUUUGUCAGUGCACAGUUACUCUGACUGGGACUUGUGACCCGUUAGCGUGAUUAGCUCAUAAAUACGGUCACCGUGUUGAAACUGUAUCUGUGGAAAUGGACAUUUUAAGAGAUGAUGAAGCGCAUGAGCUGAAAUACAAACCUGGUGGCCGUUUGGAUAUGAGCCACGGCUUCCUGCACCAUAUCCGGAGGAACCAGAUUGCUAGAGACGACUAUGAUAAAGAAGUGAAGCAAGCCAAAGAGCUUCAGCGGAGGAGGCACACCACAAUCCCUAGACGACCCCGUCGACCUGACAUCCAAGUGUACCAUCCUCGACGAAGGCAUGGUUCAGAGCCAGGGAACGGUGCUGAGGCUGAGGAGUGGAACGAGAGUGGGUCAAGUACAGAGACGGAGACCCAUGGAACUGAACUCUUCUGGCUUGACUAUCAGGCUGACUCUGGUGCCAUUACGUCCUUCCUCGUGCACAAGGAGGAUAAGCCUGAGAAGGUGGUGGAACGUGUCGCAGAGAAGAACACAUUGGAUUCGGCCAUGAGGGCAGCUCUAGAGGCCCGGAUUCAAAAGGAAAUGGACAAAAGACGAGACAAACGCUGAGUUACAAUCUCAAACAGUCGAUGAUGACAAUAGCUACAGGGAAAAACCUGUGGAGCAAUACUCCAUUUACAGUUCUGUGCUCCUGAUAAGCAUCAGGGCUGUCGACAUAACGAGAACUCCAGGAUCCUGUACAGUGACGGUCAGCAGACGGUCACCAUGUGAUAUCUCACAUUCAAGUGCAGUCUGCGCAGAGACAGCACUUGUAAUAGACAGAAUGGUUGUGGGUCUGUCAUGUUCAUGUUUACUACAUUUUACUCACAUUGGACUGUUACCUCAUACCCUGAUUCAUAUCUUUAGGGACACAUUAUACACAUUUAAGAUGACUGGACCUGUAAACUUAUGUUGCUUUCUAACAGUUAAAAUGUUUGUAAGUUGGCACUUUUUGACAGGGAGCACUGUUAAUCUUCUGCUAUUGAAUACGUCCUGUGUCUCUUGUGUUUACAAAGAUCUAGUUUUUAUAAACAAGAUUUAAACUUUUUGGGAAAAGUGCUGUGAACAGAAAACGGAUCUUUCAGUAAACGUUCGCAUAGAAAUGUGAGAAUUCAGUGUCAUAUUGAGUUGGACGGUUUAGUGUUUGUAGCCAUGAUAAUGUGCUUUGUGUUGUGUUUCAUCGCAUCCGGUAUUGUAAUUUAUUUUUGGUUGUAAAAAUAUUUUUAUUUUUGAUACUGUAAUAUUUUCUGAGGACACAAAUUCUUUACACAUAAAAUGGCAUAUACAUAAAAAAACAUUUAUUACUGUCCAAAUGUGUCUGGGUGUGUGCUUGUGGAAUGAACAGCCAUAUAAUGUGAAUGUUUUCUUCUUUUAUCAGUGUCUUGACAGGUUGUAUAACACUAAAAUCUGUGGGGGGAAAGUAACAGGUCAACCUGUUUACUGACUAUGAUCAGUUCUAUCUUGAAAUAUGGAGAGAUUGUAAUACAUAAAUUGGGAUACAUGAGAAUACUGAUGUAAGUGUUUUACAUCAUGUCCUCAGCAGAUGGCAGUAUGAAUCUGUGUUUCAACUAUGUGGCCCAUCUGUUCCUCUUUUCCACGUGCUACAACUUUUUUUUUUCCAGAAGUCAAAUUACAUUUUCCCCUUGAGUUUAUUGUAACAGUCAAUUGUCAUUUUAAAGAUAAAUAGCCAUACAAUAUCAUUUCCACACACAACAUA
Thunnus maccoyii (southern bluefin tuna) is the source of this 1782-nucleotide messenger RNA. RefSeq names its product chromosome 9 C2orf68 homolog (gene c9h2orf68). NCBI's taxonomy places the organism in Eukaryota, Metazoa, Chordata, Actinopteri, Scombriformes, Scombridae. The transcript is spliced from 4 exons. The record is from RefSeq and is a predicted model, not a curated record. The coding region runs from base 141 to 635 and encodes 164 amino acids.